AUGAGAAGCGACGAUGAAGAUGACGAAGACGAGUAUUAUGAUGAGAACGAGGAGGAAGAUGACGAGGGAUUGAACGGUGUCAAUGGAGAUGAAGACGACGGUGAUGGCGAUGAUGCAAUGGAGGAUGGAUCAGACGAUGAUGCUUCUGAUGCAGAUGAAGAUGGAGACGAGGGAGAAGAAGAUGACGAGGACGAAGAUGAAGAGGGAGAUGAUGACAACGACGAUGAUGAGGAGGAGGGAGAAGACAACGAAGAGGAAGAAGAGGACGAGCAAGAUCAAGAGGCUAGUACAGAGGAUGAAGGUGAAGGUGAAGCGGAAGGGGAAGAUGGGGAUAUUGUAAUGGAUGGAAUAGAUGAAGAACCUGGCUCAAUAAAACGAUCAAGGUCACGUUCUCUGCAAGAAAUCACACCUAAUAAUUUACCACCACCACCUCACAUACUUCGACGGAAUCUCUUCAUACCAUCUUACACUUCCUCACCGAAAUCUCUGUCGAUAGAAGCGAUAGUCGGCAUACCACUUCCUUCUCCCGUGCAUUCCCUAACAUCGACGUCUUGUCUCUCUUAUCUGUUAGCAGGAAGCCAAGAUGGUUAUGUGAGAGUAUACGAUUUCUGGAGUAGUGUGAAUGGAGGUCAAAUGAUGACUGCUCAACAGCGAAGUGUCGUCGGUCUAGGUGAAACAGUCAAUAAAGCUGGAGUGGGAAGAGGUUGGUGGGCAAAUGAAGUAGAUGGUAUAACAGGCGGAUCGGUCGGUAAAAGAGCAGAACCAGUCUAUAGUAUGGCUUGUGAAAGUGACGGAUUAUUCGCUUUAACUGGAACACAGUCUGGCCCAAUCAACCUUUUUACUCUGCGGCAUGCCCCUGGACAUCAUGUACAUUCCCUAAAAGGCCACACCAAUGUGGUUUCCUGCAUGUCGUUAUUGCCUAGCGAAAAAGGUCUUUUGAGCGGAUCUUGGGACGGUACCGUUCGAGAAUGGGAUUUGAAUACUGGUCAGACAGUGCGAUCAUAUCCUACACACGGAGCCCAACUCUCUUCCUUGUCCUUUCGACCAUUCACUCAUCCAGCUUCUCCUACACCUUCCCCGCGCCGUCAAUCGGAAAUCGACGAAGAUGGCGAAGAAAUUGAUGGGGACAUCACCACAAAGGAAAACAUCUCCAUCUCAAUGGGACUCGAUUUCUUCAGCAAAGAAGAGACUCAGGACGAAAAUGCAACUCAAAAUGGGCUCCCGAUCAAUGAUAACAAUGAGCCAACCGAAAGUCAUACAGAGAUAGAUGCAGUCAAAGAAGAAGCUAUAUUGAAUGGCGACGUUGAAAUGGCUGAAACCAAGUCAGAAGCCAAAUCACCUUCGAUGGAUUCGUUAUUCGGUGGAGAUGAUGAUGUUGAUGCUGACGCCGAAGGUGAAACUGUACCACCUUCAAUUGUACCUUCAAAAGCUCCAACACCGUUACGUGAAGGAAGUCCAACUGUAAAUUCGUCAAGAUUGAAAGGCUUGGGAUUAGCUUUACCUGGUCAACCGAAACCACACGCGUCGCCAACGACAGCACAGGAACAAGCUACACCGACAUCUUCGUCUGCGGCAGCACCUUUAUUCAUUCCUCAAUCGGUUGGAGCAGGUCCAUCGAGUCGUCAAGCAGCUUCCCACAUUCCUUUACUCAGUCCUACAUCCUACAAGUCAUUCUCGGAUGAUGUGGUCUUGACCAGCUCAAUGGAUGGACAAGUGGUUCUGAUUGAUCGACGGAUACCUGCGAGCGAAGGUGCUGGAGUCGGUGUUGGGCGCUUAAUGCCUGGAGAAAGAGCACCGCCAUGGUGUAUGUCCGCAUGUUGGUCUUCUAAUGGAACACAAGUACUAGCUGGAAGAAGAAAUGGUAUGAUAGAUGUAUGGGAUGUUCGACGAUCAUCUUCAUCUUCCUCGCCAAACCUUCUGAGAACUCUAAGGACACCAGCAGAGUCAGGUCCGAUAAGUUGUUUGGUGUCGUUCCCAGAUGCGAGACAUAUAGCAACGGCUUCACAAGAUAAUGUUAGAUUAUGGAAUACAGCAGAAUAUUUCGAUAAUGAAGAUAGUAUGAGAAAGAGAAGUUCAAAGCCACCUUUUAAAAUUAUAGCUGGUCAUCACGGUGGUACAUUGUCUUCGAUGAUCGUCGAUCCAACAGGUAGAUUCCUGAUCACAGCUUCGGGAGAUAGAGGAUGGCAAGGUGAAUCGACUAAGGUAGUCCUGAUCCAUGAAGUCAAAUGGUGA
Molecule: messenger RNA, 2232 nt
Organism: Kwoniella shivajii
Lineage: Eukaryota; Fungi; Basidiomycota; Tremellomycetes; Tremellales; Cryptococcaceae
Exons: 9
Coding region: 1-2232 (743 amino acids)
Cellular component (GO): nucleus; SAGA complex
Molecular function (GO): protein binding
Source: RefSeq, a predicted model, not a curated record